GGUCAUGCUUUAUUUCCCCAUUUUUCAUCCACUGCCCCAAUUCUGCCCAUAUUCAAUGAGGUUUCAACGACUUUUUCAAAGAGGUUUCAAUGCUGAAGGCAAGUUAAAGAUUAGUGAUUUAGUUGAUGAUUCACUGAAUAUUAUUGUUUCAAUCGAUUGCAAUUGUUUCGCCCUUGAGUAACUGAAGAUUGAUGAUACAAUUGAUGAGAGCAUUGAAUUGGUGUUGCUUGCCCUCCCCGUCUGAUGCAAACUUUUCCGGCCGUUUACAGGUACAGCGAACAUUAAGCUGAACUUUGGAUGGACGACAACCACGAGCAAGGGUGUGGGCAGUGACCAAACAAGGGUAUUCGAUUAGGGUUGCCCAAGGAGGAAGAAGAUGACAUGAUCUUGUUCGGUUGGCGUUCUGCCCAGGUAAGUUUACUGAAUUCAAGUUAUGUCUAGCAUGAUUACCUCAGCCCUCGUUCUUGGUUUAAUAGUUGGAUUCGAUUAUGGUGUUAUCUUUGAGAUAGUUUAGUAGUGUUUUAAACCUCAUUAGCAUGCUUAAGGCUGAAAAACUGGCUAUGUGAAGUGGGUUCUGGUGACGGGUUCAAACGGGUUCGGGUCAAUGCGGGAUAUAAGCAAAAUGAGUUUGGGUCAAAUCUUUCCGCUUUAAAAACUAUGAAUUUGGUUCGGCUCCAAAUGGUUCGAAAAAAGCUCUUUUUGUUUUCGAGCCGUAAAUACUCCGAUGUGAUGGACGCUACGCUAACCCAAAGUUGUAUUUCAAUAAUAUUGGCUUUUAAUAUAUGAUUCAGUGAAUCUGCAUCGACGUUUGUACAUGUUGUAGCACAACUAAAGGAGAUAGUGAUGAGAAUGGUGGCGAAAAGUUAUGAAAUAGAGCAACUCUACGAGCCGUUCCUUGGAUCUACAGACUACAUUCUUAAAUUCAAUAAAUACAAAAGCACUAAGGCGGACGAACCGAGGCUAGGCCUCUUUCCUCACACAGAAACCAUACUCCAUCAAAAAGAACAAGGAAAGGGUCUCGAGAUAAAGACGAAGGACCAGAAAUGGGUUGAAGUUGAUCUUUCACCCUCCAGUUUUGUGUUCAUGGCCGGGGAUGUUUGCACGGCAUGGACAAAUGGACGAAUGGAGGUACCGGUCCAUUGGGUGAUGAUGGAAGGGAAAAAAGAUAGAUUUUCGAUGGUGGUGUCGUUGUAUAUCCGGGACCUCGAGAUACAGGCACCUCAAGAACCGGUUGAUGGAAACCACCCUGUGCAGUAUAAGCCAUUUGAGCACUACAAGUAUAUAGAUUUCCAUACCUACCAAAAUAGUAGAAAACUGAGAAACCCCCUCGAACACUACUGUGGUGUUUGAUCGAAUUUCUCUCUUUUCUCAUUAUAUAUUGCGCUUAUUGUAUUGGUUAUGUGUUUCAUAAUUGUGUGUACUGUAUUGGCUAUGUAUUUUGAAUAAUGUGUAUGCGGGUGCAUCGUAACCUGUAUUAUUUAUGAAAUGAUCAAAUUCAGUGUGCUUGA
This is a messenger RNA of Helianthus annuus (common sunflower), 1508 nucleotides long. Its product is annotated as probable 2-oxoglutarate-dependent dioxygenase AOP1. Gene Ontology annotation, molecular function: dioxygenase activity. Lineage: Eukaryota; Viridiplantae; Streptophyta; Magnoliopsida; Asterales; Asteraceae. The record is from RefSeq and is a predicted model, not a curated record. The transcript has 3 exons. Bases 844 to 1350 code for a protein of 168 amino acids.